Vicia villosa (hairy vetch) is the source of this 638-nucleotide messenger RNA. RefSeq lists its product as uncharacterized. The record is from RefSeq and is a predicted model, not a curated record. The transcript has a single exon. Bases 153 to 449 code for a protein of 98 amino acids. NCBI's taxonomy places the organism in Eukaryota, Viridiplantae, Streptophyta, Magnoliopsida, Fabales, Fabaceae.
AACCCACCUAAUUCAGCAACUUGCUCUUCUAUCUCCUUCUUAAAUCCCUCCAUUUUGCACUCUCUCAUAUCAUUAAUUUCAACUAUUUCUCAUAUAUAUAGUUUUCAAAUUCUGUUCUAAACAUUUACACUAACAAGAGCAACAAAAUCGUUAUGGAAGGUCUUCUACCUCUUGUACUAAAAGCCGUGAAGAAAAACCGAACAAGACGACAAUACGAGUGUCUUUCAUCAGCAACCUACAACAUCAGCAUGGCUGAGAUCUAUCCUCAAAAUCAACCACUCCAUCAUCAAACUCAAAUACCUAAGAAUAUCGGUCACCGGAGAUGCAAAACUGUCGGUAAUGGUUUCCAGUUUCCAGAUCAGAUAAGAUCUGGUCCUGUUUCUCCUUCUAAAAAACUUGAUAGGGCUAGGAGUCAUAGAAUGCUUUCAUGUUUAACAGGUGGUUGCUGAAGCUGUGCGCACACAGAAAAUUUAAUGUUAAUAUUAUAUGUAUUAUUUUUAUUUUUAUUUUGAUAAUAUUAUUGUUAGGGUCAUGCUAACGAGUGCCCCCGGGGCACUCUUUAAGGAUACUAAAUAAAGAAAAUAUUCUUUACAAAAGUCAAUAUUUCAAAUUUCAAUACAUUUUCAAUGCAUUAAAUA